Cyphellophora attinorum is the source of this 729-nucleotide messenger RNA. RefSeq lists its product as uncharacterized. The record is from RefSeq and is a predicted model, not a curated record. The transcript has 2 exons. Lineage: Eukaryota; Fungi; Ascomycota; Eurotiomycetes; Chaetothyriales; Cyphellophoraceae. Bases 1 to 729 code for a protein of 242 amino acids.
AUGCUCGAGACAUUACCCAAAACCACAGACGAGGCACCGAAACGCGCAAUCGACGUAGCGACGACGCUCACACAUGCCGCCGAGCAAGUUCGCAUCGUGCUUCUCGCAACGAACAUGUCGACGAUCGUGACAUGGCGCGUGAUGCUACUGGUACUGAAGGCUGAACCCGGCAACAUUGCAACCAAAGAUUCGAGACCAGCAGUCGGAGACAAUCGCGAAGCUCGAUUGCAAGGAACGUCGUCUGAACCGCAGGAAGGCCCAAGUGCUGACAAAUACGGGCCAUUCGCUGAUGGAGACCAACCUAAGGAGGUCGAAAUCUUUUGGUGUAUGGACAGCUCCUGGGUCAGUGAGCGGAAGCCAAGGAAGCCUGUAAAUGACUUGGUGCUCAAGGUCGCCCGUGAGAGAAAUAUCGACCACCUGGUUGUACGCGAAGGACCGCAUGAGCUGGAGGUGCCACACGUUACUGUUUGCUUUCGGUCUCGGAAGUAUGAUUCUCUGAGAGAACUGAAGCAGGAUUGGUGGACAGCGCAUCUGUACAUCGACGCUCUACCACAAGGAAGGGAAAAGCUGGUGCUCACCGGCGAGGAUUGGUGGAAUGACAAGCAGCCAUCGUACAAGGGCCCGCUAGGUCAUUAUCAGAAGAUUCCCUGGGACGUGGAGAGCGAACAAGUGCCCAAGGUCGGUCGCAGAUUGAUCUCCUAUGGCGACCACGGAGACGCCGGAUCAUGA